AUGUCUGCUGCCAGCUGUCUUCUAUCUGAAGAUCAGUUUCUGUGCUCCAUUUGUCUGGAAGUCUUCAUUGAUCCAGUCUCCACACCAUGUGGACACAACUUCUGCAAAAACUGCAUCAGUCAACACUGGGAUAUCAGUGACAGGUGUCAGUGUCCCAUGUGUAAAAAGGUGUUUGAGACCAGACCUGAGCUGCACAUCAACACUUUCAUCUCUGAUGUAGUUUCUCAGUUCAGACGUGAAGCUCAGCAGAAAGUCAGCAGCAGCAGCAGCUCAGAGCAACAAGCUGCCAAACCAGGAGAAGUUCCCUGUGACAUCUGCACUGGAACCAAACUGAAGGCCCUGAAGUCCUGCCUGGUGUGUCUGGCCUCCUACUGUCAGACUCACCUGGAGCCUCAUCUGACAGCUUCACGUCUGAAAAGACAUCAGCUGAUUGAGCCUGAGGAGAACCUGGAAGGCAGGAUGUGUAUGAAGCACGAUAAACAUCUGGAGCUGUUCUGUAAGACUGAUCAGACAUGUGUCUGCGUGCUCUGCUCUGUUGUAGACCACAAGACUCAUGAGUUUGUUCCUCUGAGAGAAGAAUAUGAAGGAAAGAAGGCAGAACUGGGGAAGACUGAGGCUGAAACUCAGCAGAUGAUCCAGAAGAGACAACUGAAGAUUCAGGAGAUCAGAGAGUCAGUGAAGAUGAGUAAAGAUGCUGCAAACAGAGAGAAAGCAGAAGGUGUUCAGGUCUUCACUGCUCUGAAGGAGUCUGUUGACAGACGCCUGAACGAGCUCAUAAAGGAGAUCGAAGACAAACAGGAAACAACAGAGAAACAGGCUGAAGGUUUCAUCAAAGAUCUGGAACAGGAAAUCUCUGAGCUGAUGAAGAGGAGCUCUGAGGUGGAGCAGCUCUCACGCUCUAAAGACCACCUCCACCUCCUCCAAAGCUUCUCCUCCCUGAAAGCUGCUCCAACCACCAAGGACUGGACAGAGGUCAGUAUCCAUCCACCAUCAUAUGAGGGGACUGUGGUGAGAGCUGUGGAUCAGCUGAAGGAGAUACUCAGUGAAGACAUGAAGAAGCUGUUUGAGGCUGAGCUGAAGAGGGUCCAGCAGUAUGCAGUGGAUGUGACUCUUGAUCCUGAUACAGCACAUCCUGAACUCAUCCUGUCUGAUGAUGGAAAACAAGUACACUUUGGUGAAAAGAGGAAGAAUCUUCCAGACAACCCAGAGAGAUUUUCUAAAAGUGUUUGUGUUUUAGCAAAGCAGAGUUUCUCUUCAGGCAGAUUUUAUUUUGAGGUUCAGGUUGAAGAAAAGACCAAAUGGAUAUUAGGGGUGGCCAGAGAGUCAGUGAACAGGAAGGAAGUCUUCACACCAAGUCCUGAAAAUGGUUACUGGACUGUAGUGGAACACAAAAUGAUUUGUCUAGUUCUUGACGACCCUUCAAUCCUUUUCUUUUUUCCGUCUGGUCCUGAGAAGGUGGGGGUGUUUGUGGAUUAUGAGGAGGGUCUGGUCUCCUUUCAUGAUGUAGAUGAUGCAGCUCUUAUCUACUCCUUUACUGGCUGCUCCUUCAGCGAGAAACUCUACCCAUUCUUCUGUCCCGGUGUCAGUGAUGGUGGUAAAAACUGUGCACCUCUGAUCAUCUGUCCUGCAAGAAAAGAAGACCACCUAUACUUAGAAGUAGCCACAGAAAAGGAUCAUUCACACAAAUUUUACUUUGAGGUUCAGGUUAAAGGAAAGACCACCUGGGCUUUAGGAGUGGCCAGAAAGUCAGUGAACAGGAAGGAAGUCAUCACACCGAGUCCCGAGAAAGGUUACCAGACUUUAGGGUCUGGUACUGAGAAGUUGGGGGUGUUUGUGGAUUAUGUGGAGGGUCUGGUCUCCUUUCAUGAUGUAGAUGAUGCAGCUCUUAUCUACUCCUUUACUUGCUGCUCCUUCACUGAGAAACUCUACCCAUUCUUCUGUCCCGGUGUCAAUGAUGAUGGUAAAAACUCUUCACCUCUGCUCAUCUGUCCUGUCAAUCAGUCUGAUCUUUGUCCAUGA
Pelmatolapia mariae (spotted tilapia) is the source of this 2019-nucleotide messenger RNA. RefSeq names its product E3 ubiquitin-protein ligase TRIM21-like. Gene Ontology annotation, molecular function: protein binding; zinc ion binding. The record is from RefSeq and is a predicted model, not a curated record. Lineage: Eukaryota; Metazoa; Chordata; Actinopteri; Cichliformes; Cichlidae. The transcript is spliced from 4 exons. Bases 1 to 2019 code for a protein of 672 amino acids.